Ambispora leptoticha is the source of this 417-nucleotide messenger RNA. Lineage: Eukaryota; Fungi; Glomeromycota; Glomeromycetes; Archaeosporales; Ambisporaceae. The record is from the annotation of a GenBank genome assembly.
CCUAAAUGAAAAGAUGCUUUCUGAUGAAGAAUGGAUAGGCUUGAAAGAGUUAUGUCAACUUUUGCGUCCAUUUGCAAGAGCACUAACAUUUGUAGGAGGAGAUCAGUAUCCAACAUUGAGUAUGAUGUAUCCAACAGUGCGACACCUUUUUAAAAAUUUAAAUGAAAUGGAGAAUAAACUUACAAAUAUUGAUGUGAUUGAAGUGUAUGAAAGUCUUCGAGAAUCAAUGGUAUCUCGAUGGAGUGAUUCAGAAAUGAUAGGAUGGCUUGCUUCAUUUUUGGAUCCCCGUUUCAAGACAUUGUCAGCCGCCUUAUCCACAAUGCAACAAGAGGUGCUCCAAGAGUUACGUGAAAAUAUUGAAAUUUCUUACCAUACGAAUAACUUACCAACUACUAAUAGUGCUCCAGAUACAGAAAU